AUGAUGUUUCUUAGUUCUAUCCUUUUGUUGAUCAAUAUCUUCUCAGUGAAACCGCCACUUGAGAGCUUCAUUGUCAAGGCAACGAUCCUAGUCCUAAGCUUGACAGAGUCUGGUAGCCCUGAAUUUGGCUACCUUUUAAGUUCCUUGAAAACUGACCUCCGAUUAGUCGUGGGACUAGAGGCGAUUUUCAUUCUAGCAUUCUCCUUUACCUCUCUAAUUUUUGCUAUCCCAUCAAUCUUAGCAUCAGGGGUAACAUACUGUGGUAAAAACGUAUCUGUCAAGGAAGUCCUACCGAGGGUGGUGAAAUUGUUUAAAAGACCGUUUGUCACUUGGUUUUACAUAAUGCUGCUUCAUCUAGGCUAUUGUGUAUUUCUUACAGCAUUUAUGGUUCCUUUGGUCGUGUUUUCCAGUCAUAUGUUCACACUUUCUAGUUUCUCUAUAAUAGUACUAAUUGUAGCUGUUAUUUUCCAAGCUUAUCUUGCUGUUGUUUGGAAUUUAGCACUCAUUAUUUCAGUACUUGAGGAAAAAUGGGGCAUUGAUGCCCUAGGGAGAGCCGGACAGCUUAUCAGAGGAUCUAUGGUACGAGGGUUUGGCCUGAAUAUUCUUUUCGGAGCAUUCUCUGUUGCUGUGGUCUACGGUUUGAAGAAGAUUAGCGAUACCGCAUUUUCAGGAAGUGAAAUAGUAAUUCCAUUGCUCAUUUUAAACUCAAUGUCCUUGAUCAGGAUGUUUUCACUAAUGGCAUAUACCGUCCUUUACUAUGAUUGCAAGGAGACUCAUGGAGAAGAGCUUGAAAUGCAAGAAAGUGUUGAAUAUACUAAAGUUACCGCGGCCGCUUCACUUAUCAGUUCAGAUGAAGCAUGUUGA
Molecule: messenger RNA, 864 nt
Organism: Argentina anserina (silverweed cinquefoil)
Lineage: Eukaryota; Viridiplantae; Streptophyta; Magnoliopsida; Rosales; Rosaceae
Exons: 1
Coding region: 1-864 (287 amino acids)
Source: RefSeq, a predicted model, not a curated record